AUGACUCAUUCUGCCAAGCGCACACCCCGCACCCAAGUCAGCUACCACCUCGAGCUCGUCGCCUCUCUCUCUUUCUCCUUCCUUCUCCUCGUCGACGCGCUCUGCACUUCUCGCACCACUUAAUCUUGCCGACAUCGCCCCCCUUUUCAGGAGGAUACGAAACGGUGGCCUUUGUGGUGUGGUAGAGUCUGUCGUUCGAUCAUCCCCCCCUUCCCACCCUCUCUACCUGUGAGUUGAUGCCUCGUGCGACUCGACGAGCUUGUUUGUGCCUCGAGCGGUGAAUGCUGACUCGAUCGUGGCGACCUCCCCCUCACCUCCCCCUCACCUCUUCACCCCCCCCCUCAUUUCAACCUCAUUCGACACUCCUUAACCCUCCCCUCCCCUCUCGCCUCACCUGACCCUCGUUUCACCCCACCUUGAUUCCACCUUGACCUUGACCUUGACCUUGACCUCCCCUCACCCGAUCCCACCCUAUCCCAUCCCACCUCGCAUCUCGUUUACCUCGUCUCUCGUUUACCUCGUGUCUUAUCGGUGGUCGUCUCUCCUCACUCGUCUUUGACCCCUCCCAAUUUGCCUUCCCCAGCCUCCCUCCCCCUCCUUCCUUCCCUCGUCGACGCGCUCUACACUUUGUGCAUCACUUAAUCUUGCCGACAUCGCCCCCCUUUUCAGGAGGAUACGAAACGGUGGCCUUUGUGAUGUGGUAG
Messenger RNA from Microbotryum saponariae, 704 nucleotides. NCBI's taxonomy places the organism in Eukaryota, Fungi, Basidiomycota, Microbotryomycetes, Microbotryales, Microbotryaceae. The record is from the annotation of a GenBank genome assembly.